GUCGCUACCACACAGUACGAAGCUUUAAAAUCAUUUCUUGAAAUACAUCUCGCCAACGAAAAUGCCGAUGGUUCGAGAGCAGGCGCGAAAGAAAAAUUAAAUAAACUAACGCAAGUUCAAUUCUAUGAGCUUUCCACGGAUGUGUAUGACGAGUUGACUCGUCGACAAAUGAACUCGAACGAAGCCCCAUUUCUUCCAGUGCGCGAUGAAUUUCAUCCCAAAAGAAAUCAAGCGCGACAAAAGUUGGCUACAUUACCCACGACACGCUUUAAAGACCUGGCAGUUGAUAUUUAUUACGAACUAGAAAGACGCCAUCCUGAAUUAAAAGAUAUGAGGUUUCCAAAGCCUACACCACAGUAUUAUCAGCCAAAUAAUAAAUUUAAUGGUAAUUAUCAACCAGCAGCACCUGGACAAACUACAAUUAUUCCUAAAACCGGAACUGUGAAGCAGGAAAAAAUCGAUUUUCAAAUCCAGAAACCUACCAGUCGACCAGGUGCUGACAAUAAUGUUGAAAGUAAUCCAAAACCAUACGUAAAUGGUAAUCAUAGUAAUAUUCCAAUACCGGACAGUAUGCCACCAGAAUAUGGACUUUCAAGAGCACCAAGGAGUCGCUCCCAAUCCACUACGUCUUCUGUGUCCGAUAUAGGACACCAUUAUAUGAGCAUGGCUAGCGUUACUAGCUCUUCAAGUAAAGGAACUAGGGAUACG
Messenger RNA from Racocetra persica, 708 nucleotides. The record is from the annotation of a GenBank genome assembly. Lineage: Eukaryota; Fungi; Glomeromycota; Glomeromycetes; Diversisporales; Gigasporaceae.